GGUUUUUGUAUUCUAGUAAGUUUUUGUUUAUAAAGUUUUUGCUGUUCUCUUCGCGUGGUCUUUUUAUGUUGCGAUGCAAUGGCUGCUCAGCAAGAGCAAUUUUAUCAAAUCUUGACUAGCCUUUUGUCGACGGAUAAUGAUAUCAGAUCGCAAGCAGAGGAAGCUUACAACUCGUUAGAUAUCGAGGGUAAAGUCAGUCAUCUACUAACGGCGAUACACAAUGGAGGCCUUGCCGAUGAGGGCCGCCAAAUGGCAGCUGUGCUUUUACGACGGCUGUUUUCAAACGAAUUUCUGGAGUUUUAUCCGAAACUCCCACCAGCGAGCCAGGCACAGUUAAAAGAGCAAGUUCUGCUGGCUAUUCAACAGGAACAAUCUGUGCAAUUACGGCACAAAGUAUGCGAUGUUGCUGCUGAAGUUGCACGUAACCUUAUUGACGAAGACGGUAACAACCAAUGGCCCGAAUUUCUAACGUUCCUCUGUCAGUGCGCGAGCGCCCCAAACCCCGUCUUAAAAGAGGCCGCUUUGCAAAUGUUUACCUCGGUACCAGGUGUCUUCGGUAAUCAACAGUCAAAUUAUCUCGAUCUAAUCAAGCAAAUGCUACAUCAGAGUUUGGCACAAAACGAAAGCUACGAGGUUCGGUUUCAGGCGGUGAGAGCAAUUGGUGCCUUUAUAUUGAUACACGAGAAAGAGAGUCAAAUUUUGAAGCACUUUGUCGACUUGUUACCUGGAAUGUUAAAUGUAAUUGCCGAAAGUAUUCAGCAUCAGGACGAUGACGCCCUGCUCAAGGUCCUUAUCGAUCUAGCGGAAAACACCCCCAAGUACCUUCGGCCGCAACUGUUGCCCAUUUACGAAGUGUGCUUGAAGACGUUUAGUGACCCUUCUGCUUUGGAUAGCUGGCGACAGCUCGGUUUAGAGGUUAUGGUCACAUUGGCAGAGACUGCAUCGGCCACAGUUCGAAAACAAGCUGGAAAGUAUUUGGAACAGCUCGUACCUUUGAUUCUACAGUUUAUGUCCGAGUUGGACGAGGAGGAGGGAUGGUCCGAGGCGGACGAGAUUUUAGAUGAAGACAAUGAUUGUAACAAUGUUGUUGCUGAAGCCGCUCUUGACCGAUUGGCAUGCGGAUUAGGUGGAAAAACAAUUUUACCCCUCGUCAUCCAAAAUGUUCCCGCAAUGUUGGCAAAUGCCGACUGGAAACAAAGACACGCCGCACUAAUGGCACUAGGUGCAAUAGGUGAAGGCUGCCAGAAGCAGAUGGAAGACAUGCUGCCUCAAAUAAUGACCGGAGUUCCUGGCGUCAUGGAGGGAAUAUUGCGCUACUUACAAGACCCCCACCCUCGUGUGCGAUACGCGGCGUGUAAUGCGAUUGGGCAAAUGUCGACAGAUUUCGCUCCAACUUUCGAGAAGAAGUUCCAUGAAAGUGUUGUGCCCGGUUUGUUGAUGGUACUUGAUGAUAAUGGUAAUCCAAGGGUGCAAGCGCAUGCAGGUGCCGCACUCGUCAACUUUUCCGAAGAUUGUCCAAAGUACAUACUAACUGGAUACCUUGAUCGCCUCAUGUCAAAAUUGGAAGGAAUUCUUACAGCCAAAUUUAAGGAGUUAGUCGAAAAGGGCACUAAGCUGGUAUUAGAGCAGGUUGUGACAACAAUCGCUAGCGUCGCCGAUACCGCGGAGAAGGAGUUCAUUGCGUACUACGAUCGCCUGAUGCCGUGCCUAAAGUACAUCAUACAAAAUGCGAACAAAAGCGAGCUGAAAUUACUGAGGGGUAAAGCGAUUGAGUGCGUUUCUUUGAUCGGAUUAGCAGUUGGGCCCGAGAAGUUCAUGAAUGACGCCAGCGAAGUUAUGGAUAUGCUUUUAAAGACGCACGGCGAGGGCGGUGGGGAGCUUCCGGAUGAUGAUCCACAAACUAGCUAUUUAAUUUCGGCCUGGUCGCGUAUUUGUAAAGUUAUGGGUAGGCGAUUCGAACAGUAUUUGCCAUUAGUUAUGGGACCCGUUAUGCGAACAGCAUCCAUGAAACCAGAGGUGGCCUUAUUAGACAAUGACGAUAUGCAGGAGGUUGAAGGGGACGUCGAUUGGCAAUUUGUGUCGUUAGGGGAACAGCAGAACUUUGGAAUUCGAACUGCUGGCUUGGAAGACAAAGCAGCCGCAUGUACAAUGUUGCUGUGUUACGCCCGUGAAUUGAAGGAGGGCUUCGCCGACUACAUCGAAGAGGUGGUCAAAUUAAUGGUUCCUAUGCUAAAGUUUUAUUUCCACGACGGCAUUCGAUCAGCGGCCGCCGAGUCAAUGCCUUACCUUCUCGAAUGCGCGUCGAUAAAGGGACCUGUAUUUUUAGUGGGCGUAUGGAAAUACAUGUAUCCGGAACUACUAAAAGCAAUCGACACCGAACCGGAAACCGAAGUCCUAUACGAAUUGCUACCCUCGGUCGCACGGUGUAUCGAAAUUUUGGGAGCUGGAUGCUUCGACGAAGCCGGAAUGACCGAAUUGUUGCGAAUAAUCGAUAAAUUGUUGCAAGAGCAUUUCGAGCGUGCGACAAACCGGCGAAAAAAACAUCUCGAAGAAGACUACGACGAGGUAGUUGAAGAGCAGUUGGAAGGCGAGGCGUCCGACGACAUCUACGUUUUAACGAAACUUGCCGAUGUGAUACACGCGCUAUUUUCGACGUACAGAGAAGCCUUCAUUCCUUUCUUCGACCAAAUUGCGACACACUUUGUUAAUUUACUAGACCCCUCACGACCGUGGGCCGACCACCAGUGGGGCCUGUGCGUUUUUGACGACGUUAUCGAAUUUACCGGUCCUGCUUGCGUUAAAUAUCAAACCGUAUUUUUGCACCCUCUGGCCGUAUACAUAAAAGACAAAAGUCCAGAAGUUCGACAGGCGGCAGCUUACGGGUGGGGCAUACUCGCACAGUUCGGAGGCGAUCAAUUUACGGGGGAAUUAGCUAAUAUUAUGCCGCAUUUAGUUGAAAUUAUUAAUCAUCAAGAUUCGAGAGAUAGCCGUAACAUAAACGCAACGGAAAAUGCAAUUUCAGCGGUUACCAAAAUAUUAAAAUAUCGACCUGCGGCUGUAAAUUUGGAAGAACUAUUGCCGGUGUGGUUUAGUUGGUUGCCCGUCAUCGAAGAUGCCGUAGAAGCUCCACAUAUUUACGGAUAUUUAUGUGACUUGAUAGAACAAAAUCAUCCCUCCGUAUUGGGUCAUGGAAAUGAAAAUAUACCAAAAAUUUUAAAUAUUAUUGCGGAAGCAUUCUUUAGAGAUAUGAUAGAACCUUCAAGUCCUGAAGGUUUACGAAUGUUAAAUAUUGUUAAACGAGUGCAGUCCAAUGAAACGUUAUUCCAGAAUGUAGUGUCUACUUUCCGACAAGAAUUACAAAAGGCAUUACACGUAGCCUUGCAUCCUCCGCAACCCUCUACUUAGUUUUCUAUGAAUGUAUUUAAUGUUAUUUUAAGUUAUCAUUAAUCAAAAUUAGUAACGUUAGUACACCUUGAUAAUUUUCGACUUUUUAUACAAUAUGAUCAAUUAUUUAUACAAUGCUAGUGAGGUUAUUGUAUAUUUCGUUACAGUUGUAUGUAUAUAUUUGACAUAAUCUUCGCGAUCAAGAUUUUGUGUGAUAAUAUUUUGGAAUAGCCAUUAAAAUAAUAAAUAUUUUUGUCAUGGUGACCAUGUUUAA
Messenger RNA from Photinus pyralis (common eastern firefly), 3658 nucleotides. It is a transcript of the gene Karybeta3, whose product is annotated as importin-5. NCBI's taxonomy places the organism in Eukaryota, Metazoa, Arthropoda, Insecta, Coleoptera, Lampyridae. Gene Ontology annotation, cellular component: nucleus; cytoplasm. The transcript has 9 exons. Gene Ontology annotation, molecular function: nuclear import signal receptor activity. The record is from RefSeq and is a predicted model, not a curated record. Gene Ontology annotation, biological process: protein import into nucleus. Bases 79 to 3405 code for a protein of 1108 amino acids.